CCCUGCUGCAAGCCCCAGCAUGGCACCGUUCCUGCGCAUCUCCUUCAACUCCUACGAGCUGGGCUCCCUGCAGGCCGCAGAUGAGGCAAGCCAGCCCUUCUGUGCUGUGAGGAUGAAGGAGGCACUCAGCACAGAGCGUGGGAAGACGCUGGUGCAGAAGAAGCCCACCAUGUACCCCGAGUGGAAGUCCUCGUUCGAUGCCCACAUCUACGAAGGUCGCGUCAUCCAGAUCGUGCUGAUGCGAGCCGCGGAGGAGCCAGUGUCCGAGGUGACAGUGGGUGUGUCGGUGCUGGCCGAGCGCUGCAAGAAGAACAAUGGCAAGGCCGAGUUCUGGCUGGACCUGCAACCCCAGGCCAAGGUGUUGAUGUCUGUGCAGUAUUUCCUGGAAGACAUAGAUUGCAAGCAGUCAAUGCGGAGUGAAGACGGGGCCAAGUUCCCAACGAUGAACCGCCGUGGAGCCAUCAAACAGGCCAAAAUUCACUACAUCAAGAACCACGAGUUUAUCGCCACCUUCUUUGGACAGCCCACUUUCUGCUCUGUGUGCAGAGACUUUGUUUGGGGUCUCAACAAGCAAGGCUACAAGUGCAGGCAAUGCAACGCUGCCAUCCACAAGAAAUGCAUUGACAAGAUCAUUGGCCGGUGUACGGGCACUGCAGCCAACAGCCGGGACACCAUAUUCCAGAAAGAACGUUUCAACAUUGACAUGCCACACCGGUUCAAGGUUUAUAACUACAUGAGCCCCACCUUCUGCGACCACUGCGGCAGCCUGCUCUGGGGGCUGGUGAAGCAGGGAUUAAAGUGUGAAGAUUGUGGCAUGAACGUGCACCAUAAGUGCCAGAUGAAGGUGGCCAACCUCUGUGGCAUCAACCAGAAGCUCUUGGCCGAGGCCUUGAACCAAGUCACCCAGAGACCUGCCCGGAGGUCGGACUCCGAGACUGCAGAGACUGUUGGGAUCUACCAGAAUUUUGAGAAGAAGGCAGGAGUCUCUGGAGAUGAUGUCCCAGGAACUGGGACCUACGGCAAGAUCUGGGAGAGCAGCACCAAGUGCAGCAUUGAGAACUUCACCUUCAUCAAGGUCCUGGGCAAAGGCAGCUUCGGGAAGGUGCUGCUCGCAGAGCUGAAGGGCAAAAAAGAAUUCUUCGCCAUCAAGGCCCUCAAGAAGGACGUGGUUCUGAUCGAUGAUGACGUGGAGUGCACGAUGGUGGAGAAGCGGGUGCUGGCGCUCUCUGGGGAGAAUCCCUUUCUCACCCAUCUCUUCUGCACCUUCCAGACCAAGGACCACCUGUUCUUUGUGAUGGAGUUCCUCAAUGGGGGUGACCUGAUGUAUCACAUCCAGGACAAAGGCCGCUUCGAGCUCUACCGUGCCACGUUUUAUGCGGCUGAGAUAGUCUGUGGACUACAGUUUCUACACCAGAAAGGGGUCAUUUACAGGGACCUUAAGCUGGACAACGUGAUGCUGGACCAGGACGGCCACAUCAAGAUUGCUGACUUCGGCAUGUGCAAGGAGAACAUGUUCGGGGACAAACAGGCCAGCACCUUCUGCGGCACCCCUGACUACAUCGCCCCCGAGAUCCUGCAGGGCCUGAAGUACUCAUUCUCCGUGGACUGGUGGUCCUUCGGAGUCCUUCUCUAUGAGAUGCUCAUUGGUCAGUCCCCCUUCCACGGUGACGAUGAGGAUGAACUCUUCGAGUCCAUCCGUGUGGACUCACCGUAUUAUCCCCGCUGGAUCACCAGGGAGUCCAAGGACAUCCUGGAGAAGCUGCUUGAACGGGAUACAGCCAGGAGGCUGGGAGUGACAGGGAACAUCAAAAUCCACCCCUUCUUCAAGACCAUCAACUGGGCUCUGCUGGAGAAACGUGCAGUGGAGCCGCCCUUCAAGCCCAGAGUGAGGUCCCCUGGAGACUACAACAACUUCGACCAGGAGUUCCUGAACGAGAAGCCGCGCCUCUCCUACAGCGACAAGAACCUCAUCGACUCCAUGGACCAAACAGCAUUUGCCGGCUUCUCCUUUGUGAACCCCAAAUUCGAGAGGCUCCUGGAAAAUUGAGGUUGCCAGACAUGUGCCCCCAACCCACCCCAGCCAGGGAGCCUGGGUCAGCCAGCACGGCCUGCUGACCUGGCCCAGGCAGAGCAGGCAGGGCCUCCCACUUCAUCGGCACCUGCCUGUCCCCCACGAUAAGCAGCAGUGUGAUUGUCAUAAUUUCUGCUGCUGCCUGUCUCCCUUCUCCCCCAGAGAGGCCUUAGCUCCUGUCUGGCUGGGCUUUCAUGGUACUUCCUCUGUGAAUUGUAUGUGAAUUUGCUUUUCCUCUGCCCUCAGAGGGAAAUUGUAAAUCCUGUGUUUCAUUACUUGAAUGUAGUUAUCUAU
This is a messenger RNA of Physeter macrocephalus (sperm whale), 2365 nucleotides long. It is a transcript of the gene PRKCD, whose product is annotated as protein kinase C delta. Gene Ontology annotation, biological process: peptidyl-serine phosphorylation; intracellular signal transduction. The record is from RefSeq and is a predicted model, not a curated record. The coding region runs from base 20 to 2047 and encodes 675 amino acids. NCBI's taxonomy places the organism in Eukaryota, Metazoa, Chordata, Mammalia, Artiodactyla, Physeteridae. The transcript is spliced from 17 exons. Gene Ontology annotation, molecular function: diacylglycerol-dependent serine/threonine kinase activity; ATP binding.